AUGAGUGCCAGGCUGCACGAUAACUCACAGCACUCGUCAUACUCGAGCAACCACGUCUUUGUUGAUCCACGUCACCCCGACUUCACAUCAAAUGAGCUUGAGGCGAAGAACAUACACGAGCAGACGUCAGCGUACUUCAGCAAGGAGUCUCUUUCACACGAGGGCGACGACAUCACGCAUAACUUGAAGAAGAAUCGGAGAGACACCAACCAGAGCGUGAGAAGAAACCGAUCUCUGAGCGACCUUGUUGAAGGGAGAAGAGGGUCAAGUGCCAGCGCACUGAACGUUCCUGGAGGAUUCAGAAGGGAGUUCAUCGUUAAAAGGGCGCGUCAGAAGGCCAUUCUGAACGACGAGGAGCUCAAGAAGGUUCCCUUCUUGACCAAGAACUUCAUGGAGUUCCUGUACAUCUACGGCCAUUUUGCAGGUGAAGAGUUUGACGAUGAUUUCGAUUGGGAUCAUAGUGGCGAGUCGGAAGUUGUGGAGGGCAUCGACGAAUCAACGCCGUUGGUUGGACAACAUCAAGCUCCCGUUGCUUACGAGGCUAAGGGUACAACCUCGACUCUGAAGGCAUUCCUCAUCAUGCUCAAGGCAUUCGUUGGCACCGGUGUUCUUUUUUUGCCAAAGGGAUUCUCCAACGGUGGAUUGCUCUUCAGCAUUGCAAUGCUCGGUGUAUUUGGUGUGUACUCUUACUGCUGCUAUUACCUGCUCGUGCUUUCCAAAAAUGCUGCAAAGGUUUCGUCAUUUGGUGAUAUCGGUGCCAAGUUCUGCGGAAGCUGGAUGAAGAAACUCAUCUUGUUCUCUUUGAUCUUGACUCAGGUUGGUUUUGCAGGUGCUUAUAUCAUCUUCACCACUGAAAACCUGUGUGCAUUCACGAGAAACGCACUACACGUGGAUAUAUCACCAGGUGCGUUCUUUAUCUUACAAACACUGAUCUUUAUACCGUUGUCCUUUAUCAGAAACGUUUCCAAACUGUCAUUAACUUCACUGUUGGCAAACUUCUUCAUCUUGUCAGGAUUGCUCAUUGUUCUUUACUUCACGUCAACUGAAAUCAUCUAUAACGGUGUUAAGCCCAUUGAACUCUUCAUCAACGAAUCCGAGUUCUCGCUCUUCAUCGGAACUGCAAUCUUUGCAUUCGAAGGCAUUGGACUCAUCAUUCCUAUCCAAGACUCCAUGCGUCAUCCAGAGAAGUUCCCACUGGUGCUUGCUUUGGUGCUCAUCACCAUUACAAUCAUCAUGGUUGGAAUCGCAACCAUUGGCUAUCUGGCAUACGGUGAAGAUAUUCAAACUGUGAUUCUUUUGAACUUACCACAGUCAAACUUUUUUGUCCAGUUGAUCCAAUUCUUUUAUUCACUGGCGAUUCUUCUUUCUACUCCACUACAGAUAUUCCCCGUGGUGGGCUUAAUUGAGAGGUUGAUAUUCAACAGAUCCUCAGGAAAGACCAAUGCACGGGUCAAAUGGUUCAAGAAUUUACUUCGUACCUGUAUCGUUCUAUUCACCGUGAACAUUGCCUGGUUUGGAGCGAAGAACUUGGAUAAGUUUGUUAGUUUCAUCGGCUGCUUUGCAUGCAUUCCAUUGGUUUACAUGUACCCACCAAUGCUCCAUCUCCAAGGUGUUGCGAAAGGUUGGAGCGCAAAACUUGGUGAUGUUGUAUUGAUCUGUGUUGGAUUCUGCUCGAUGUCCUACACCACAUACCAGAUCAUCUUUGGAUGA
Molecule: messenger RNA, 1710 nt
Organism: Williopsis jadinii
Lineage: Eukaryota; Fungi; Ascomycota; Saccharomycetes; Phaffomycetales; Wickerhamomycetaceae
Gene: AVT4
Product: Avt4p
Exons: 1
Coding region: 1-1710 (569 amino acids)
Biological process (GO): amino acid transmembrane transport
Molecular function (GO): amino acid transmembrane transporter activity
Source: RefSeq, a predicted model, not a curated record